Molecule: messenger RNA, 1325 nt
Organism: Cajanus cajan (pigeon pea)
Lineage: Eukaryota; Viridiplantae; Streptophyta; Magnoliopsida; Fabales; Fabaceae
Product: 1-aminocyclopropane-1-carboxylate oxidase
Source: RefSeq, a predicted model, not a curated record
AACUGCACCUCUUCCUCACAGCAUAUACUCACAUAGCUGAUUAAAGUGAGAGUGAUAGAAGAAAAAGAAAGAAGCAAAUGGCAAACUUUCCAGUUGUUGACUUGGGGAACCUUAACACCGAAGAGAGAGGAGCAACCAUGGAAAUGAUCAAAGAUGCCUGUGAGAACUGGGGUUUCUUUGAGGUGGUGAACCAUGGCAUAUCCAUUGAGUUGAUGGACACGGUGGAGAGGCUCACCAAAGAACACUACAAGAAGACUAUGGAGCAAAGGUUCAAAGAAAUGGUGGCCACCAAAGGUCUUGAGUCUGUUCAAUCUGAAAUCAAUGACUUGGACUGGGAAAGCACCUUUUUCCUGCGCCAUCUUCCAGUCUCCAACGUGUCAGACAACACAGAACUUGAUGAAGAUUACAGGAAGGUGAUGAAGCAAUUUGCAGCGGAAUUGGAGAAACUUGCAGAGAACCUUCUGGACUUGCUGUGUGAGAAUCUUGGGCUGGAGAAAGGGUACCUGAAGAAAGUGUUUUAUGGAUCCAAGGGUCCAAACUUUGGCACCAAAGUUAGCAACUACCCUCCUUGUCCCACCCCUGAUCUCAUCAAGGGCCUCAGGGCUCACACGGAUGCUGGUGGCAUUAUCCUACUCUUCCAAGAUGACAAGGUCAGUGGACUGCAGCUGCUCAAGGAUGACCAGUGGAUCGAUGUCCCACCAAUGCGUCACUCCAUUGUCAUCAACCUUGGUGACCAACUUGAGGUCAUAACCAAUGGCAAGUACAAGAGUGUGUUGCACCGUGUGAUUGCUCAAACAGAUGGUACCAGAAUGUCCCUGGCUUCGUUCUAUAACCCUGGUGAUGAUGCUGUCAUAUCUCCUGCACCAGCCUUGGUGAAGGAAAAUGAGACAAGCCAAGUGUACCCCAAAUUCGUUUUUGACGAUUACAUGAAGCUCUAUGCUGGUCUCAAGUUUCAGGCUAAGGAGCCAAGAUUUGAAGCUAUGAAGGCCACGUCAAGCGUUGAUGCGGGGGCCAUAGCCACAGUUUGAGCCUCGUCCUGAGCAUAUGGAAAGGUUAUGUGUGUUUCUGUUAAUAAUAAACAAAUUAAGGCUACUCAACUUACCCACUAGUGUUUGGUAUCCUUGAUAAAUGGUAUAUGGAAGCUUGAGCUUGUGCAGUAUAAACCUUAUAGUUUAAAAUAAAGUACUAGGUUGAUCAUAGUUUGUACUGUGUGUGAUCAGUGAUGUUGCCUAUGAUGGUUAAGUUAGUGCGAUCGAUGUAGUGAUACACUACGCUUUAGAAAGUAACCUCAUCUUGCCCAUUUUACAAGGAACUGUCUCUCAUAA